GCAGGUGCCGCCGGCCGGGGCCGCUCCGCGUUCCGCUGCGCGCUCCGCUGCGCUCCGCUCCGCGCCGCCACCAUGACCGUCACACGGCUCGACCAGGGCCAGCGCUACCGCCCGCGGAUGGCCUUCCUGAAAAAGAUCGAAACACUCAUGAUGGAGAUGCAGAACCCCGACACGGGAAUCAAGACCCAGACACAGACGGUGACGGUCGCCAGCAUCCCCCACGCCGUGACAGGUAAUGAUAUCGUGCAGUGGAUUCUGCAGCGCUUGCAGAUCGCCGCGGAAGAGGCACUCCACCUGGGAGACCUGUUUGUCAAAUAUGGAUAUAUCUACCCUCUCCAGGAGCCAAAGAACCUCACCCUGAGGGCAGACGGCAGCCUCUACAGGUUCCAAACACCCUAUUUCUGGCCGGUGCAGAGCUGGGCUGCUGAUGACACAGACUAUGCAAUUUAUCUAGCAAAGAAGAACAUUAAAAGGAAAGGGAUUUUGGAAGAAUAUGAAAAGGAACAUUACAACAUGCUCAAUCAAAAAAUAAACUACAAGUGGGAUUUUGUUAUCAUGCAGGCCAAGGAGCAGUAUAAGGCAGGGAAGGAGCGGAAGAAGGAGGACAGGUAUGCCCUGGACUGCCAGGAGAGAGCCUACUGGCUUGUGAACAGAACUCCUCCAGGCAUGCUGGACGUCCUCGAGUACGGACUGGACCGUGUCACAGAUCCCAAUGAAAGUAAGAAAAACACUAUGGAAUUCUAUAGGAGAGAGAUCAUGUACUAUCAGCAGGCCAUCCUGAAGACCAGAGUGAAAUCUUCUGUCUCUCUUGGAGGGAUUGUGAAGUACUCUGAGCAGUUCCUCUCCAAUGAUCCCAUCCUGUCUGGAUGUCUCCCCAGCAACCCUUGGAUAUCAGAUGACCCUGAGUUUUGGGAUCUCAAUGCAAAGCUGGUGGAGGUGCCCACCAGGAUGCGCGUGGAGCGAUGGGCCUUCAACUUCAGCGAGCUCAUCCGGGACCCCAAAGGCCGCCAGAACUUCCAGAUCUUCCUCAAGAAGGAGUUCAGCGGAGAGAAUCUGGGUUUCUGGGAAGCCUGUGAGGAUCUCAAGUACGGAGACCAAUCCAAGGUCAAAGAAAAAGCACAAGAAAUCUACAAGCUUUUCCUGGCUCCAGGAGCAAGGCGCUGGAUUAACAUCGAUGGCAAAACAAUGGGCAUCACAGUCAAAGGCCUGGAGCACCCUCAUCGUUAUGUUCUAGAUGCUGCUCAGACCCACAUUUACAUGCUGAUGAAAAAGGACUCCUAUGGCCGCUAUUUAAAGUCUCCAAUAUACAAGGAAAUGCUGGCCAAGGCUGUUGUGCCACAAGAGGGUGUCAAAAAAAGCACGGGUCUGUUCGGCCGCCGCCACCUCCGCUCCAGCCCCAGCCCCAUCAUCCUGAGGCAGCAGGAGGAAGAGGCCAAAGCCAGAGAAGCCGCCAACACCGUGGACAUCACGCAGGUCAUGAGCAAGCUGGAUCGCAGGAACCAGCUCCAGAAGGAAGCUCCUCCCAAGUAGGCUCUGAGCCCCGCAGGGAAAAGACAAGGCGAGGCUGGCGUUGAGCUUCGUCUCCCCUUCCUGAAGGUGUCAGUGCUGCUUUAGGUUUCCCAGGCCGGCUCUGCCCUCCGCCAGCUCCCCGCACGUUGUUGCCAUGGCUUCUGCAGAGCAGAUGUCCUUCCCCGGCAGGGAGUGCCGGGCUGCUGCUGCCGAGCCCGGCUCGGGGUGCACACCUCGGAGGGGAGAUGCUUUCUGCUAUCGCACAUCCCCCCGAGAGGCUGCCGAGCCCGACAGCCUCUCCCCGCUGCCCCGGGAGGUGGGGUGGCACAAGGCAGGGCAAAGCCGUGCCCCGGGUCUGGACCAGGCUUCCUUGGCACAGAGGGGGUGACCCCGCGGGGAGCAGGGCGAGGUGACCCGGGCUGGAGUGUCCCUGCUGGCCUCCGUCCCCUUGGGGGCUGUGCACCCCCCGAGAGCAGCACAAGAGUCCCGCACCCCCAGCCAGCACAACAGGGCCACAGGCAGGAGAGCUGCUUGUGGGAACAGGAGCACGAGCACUUCUGAAGGCUUAGCUGACCCUCUGGAUUUGGAUGGUGCUCCCACCCUGGCACGCUGGAGAUGAUCAGCAGGAAGCUCUGCUCUGCUCUCCCCGUGACUCCUGAGCCGUGAGCUGGGUGUGCAGGUGCAGGGAGCUGCCCCUUGACAGAGCCUGCACGAGGCCAAGAGAGAUUUUAUCCAAUCCUUCCCACCUCUUGUCUUGUCUUUUCCCUGCUCUUCUGUUUUCUGUUGUUAAAAAUCCAGCAGGAGGUAGCUGCAGUUGUCACUGGCUUGUAGCCCAGAGGCAAGGGAGAACAGGGUAGAGGUGUUAAGCGCUGAUUUCAACUUUAAGUAGUAUUUUCUUUUUCAUUUGCUCUGUUUCUUUUGCUCUGUAGAAUGAGGCAAGCUAAAAUACGACAUUAGUGCUAAAGAGCUCAGAGAGAUUCCAGGCCUUGCUGGAAAAGCCCAGUGUGCCUGGACCAGGCCAAUGAUUACCAGAAGUGUGGAGAUUCCUGCAAAGCCCAGUAAAGGGAAUUGAAGGGGCAGCAAAGCUUCCUUGUUUGUUAAAAUUUUGGGGAAGCAGAGGAACUGGGUAGAAGCACUGAAGUCUGGGAAGCUGCCUCUCUCCAGUUCACAUUGUUCAUCCCUCUUUAGUACUGGUAGGGUUUUACAGAAAAUGGGAGAUCACAGAAUCCCAGAAUGGUUUGGAUGGAAAAGACCUUAAAGCUCAUCUCAUCCCACUCCCUGCCACAGGCAGGGACACCUUCCACUGUCCCAGGGUGUUCAGAGCCAUAUCCAGCCUGGCCUUGGACACUUCCAGGGACAGGACAGCUUCUGGAGAAAGCUGGGAGUGGGAGCAGGGAGAGGGAGCCCUCGGGUAGCAGGGUGCACACAGGCCCUUGGAGCCCUGGGGUCCUUGCAGGGCAACUCCCUGUGAACAGGGGACAGUCAUGAUGUCACUGUGUCCCCAACAGCUGCUCUGGCCCUCCCCAUGUGUGACAGGCAGGAUCAGGGCUGGACACUCUGAUCUGGUGUCCAACGUCUCCUCCACCUGUGGCUGAGCCAGGAGAUUGUCCUGCCUGUCCUUACCCCAUUGGUGAUAAACCUCCAUAGAGGAAUUCAGUUACCCCAGACUUUCCCUCUGAUGUCUAUGCUGAGUUUCUGUUCUCGCUCCUGCUGGAAGCACAGGCACAUUCUGCACUCCUGUGCAGGGGAGCAGGCUCAGGCUGCCUUUUUUAAAAUUCUGCUUAAAACCCCAAGGCUUUGUUACAUCAGGUGCUGAGCACCCUCAGCCUGCUUUGACAUCAGAGCACUGGAAGACACUCCAGAACCUGUCAGGGUUGGCCCAAAGCUACUUGGCUGUGAGGAACUCUACAGUCUCUCCAGAGUUUGUGUAACAUGGAGCACUGAGCAUGUUGGGAUUGCCAGUAUGUAGUAACAUGUAGAAGAUCAAGUCAGGAUAUAAAUAAUAAAUAGCAAAUCUGUGUGUUCCCAUCAGUCCCUCUGAUUCUACUACUUCUAUUUUGUCUGCUGCUUUGCUUGUUAUGUUCUCUGUAUCCAUUCCUUUCUCUGAUUUUCAUCAUCCCUGCUUGGCAUCACUGUUCCCCUGCCAUGGGUUUGUGCUGCAUGCUCGAGGGUCACUGUGCUUGUGGAACACCAGUUAUUUCAUGUGGAACACCAGUUACUGCAUGUGAAACACCAGUUACUUCAUGUGGAACACCAGUUACUGCAUGUGGAACACCAGUUAUUUCAUGUGAAACACCAGUUACUGCAUGUGGAACACCAGUUAUUUCAUGUGAAACACCAGUUAUUUCAUGUGGAACACCAGUUACUGCAUGUGAAACACCAGUUAUUUCAUGUGGAACACCAGUUACUGCAUGUGGAACACCAGUUAUUUCAUGUGGAACACCAGUUAUUUCAUGUGGAACACCAGUUAGUGCUUGUGGAACACCAGUUAUUUCAUGUGGAACACCAGUUACUGCAUGUGGAACACCAGUCAGUGCUUGUGGAACAUGAGUUAUUGCAUGAGGAGCAGCAGUUACUGCAUGUGGAACACCAGCCAGUGCUUGUGGGACAAAGAGCCAUCCUUCACACACAGGCAGGAGCUGUCUUUGCCCUGCCACAGGCUGAUGGAGCUGUCACAGCCCAGCCUUCUGCUUCUCAUCCUCUGCUGCUCAGUCCCUGAAAAGGAAAGUUGCCUGGUACAAGCUGAACUUCACUUUGUGCCAGCUGAGAAAUUGUUUGUUUCCGUGUGUUGUUUCAUUUUUUUGGCCAUGGCUUCCAUGCAUUCAUCUGUCUAAUAAAAAUAAAUGUAGAAAACGGAAGAAGAACUAAGUUCAUCCUUCUCUGUCGUGUCUCAGUGUGUUCAUCCUUCUCUGUGCCAUCUCUGCAUGUGUGUGUACGUGUCCUGUGUGUGCCUCUGCUCUCAGCUCCUCUCCUUGGACACUUGAGCUGCAUUUCAUUUCUGCUGGGAGUAAGUCCCUCAGAAAUGGGAGGGGACCUGGCAUGCAACAUGUGCUGUCCUUGUCCUGUCCAGUCUGUGUUUGGGCUUGUCCUGAGGGCUGACUGAGCUGUGCUGGAGCCUUCCCAGCCCCAGCCAGGGACACUGUGAUCUCCACUGUGUGGAGAUGUGAUUGGUACUUCGAGCCAUCAGGGCCGGGGCUCGGGCUCUGUUCCCAGCCCCGGCUGGUGCCGUGGGUGUGACACGGUUGUGCUGUUCAUAACCAAGAUCACAUUCCCGGGAUGACAGCCUCCUCCGUGCCUGGAGCUAAUCGUUGUGAGGAAUGAGACAAGCUGGUGUCUCCUCCAGCAUCCCGGCGGGUGUGGGGCUGGAUCUGUCAGCACUCGCUGGGGCUGUGGCAGCAAUGACCCCGCAGGCAAGCUGUGACACCUCAGUGCUCCGGCACUGCGAGGGCAGGGAAGGGGACAGAGCUGCAGGAGAGGGGGACGCCGGCACAGGCUGUAGCUGCCUCCCAGCUGAGCUCUUCUCUCCUGGCAGCACCAAAGGAAAGGGACUCUCCUCCUGAAGAAGCCUGGGGAGCCCUGGUGUUGGAAAAACCCAGCUCUACAGAGACGGGGCAACCGAGAGGCGUUUUUAAAGAUCUUAUUCCGUUAUCAAUCUCGUAGAAGGGCGAGACACCGGAGAUGUAAAACUCAACACCAUUCUAUCAGCCGUUCUACCUUCAAAAACGCCUCUCAGUUUCUCUGUCUGUACAGCUGGGUUUUCCCAACACUCUGGGUGUCACCCCCAGACCUGACCGAGCCUCUCUCCUUCUCCU
Messenger RNA from Hirundo rustica (Barn swallow), 5321 nucleotides. RefSeq names its product regulator of G protein signaling 9 (gene RGS9). The record is from RefSeq and is a predicted model, not a curated record. The transcript has 17 exons. Lineage: Eukaryota; Metazoa; Chordata; Aves; Passeriformes; Hirundinidae. Gene Ontology annotation, biological process: G protein-coupled receptor signaling pathway; regulation of G protein-coupled receptor signaling pathway; intracellular signal transduction. Bases 73 to 1530 code for a protein of 485 amino acids.